AUGUUACAAACGUUUGGAAAAUAUGGGACCUCGGAUGUGUUGGAGCAAUUAAGGUGCUAUGAGAUUGAGAUGCGGCGUCAGGCUCGGAUCUCAGCUGAACGCGCAAUCGUUGUGCGUACCGCUUCCGCUCUACAAGUAUGGCUGUGGUUGCUGAUUUUCGUAUUUCAGAAUGAAUUCGGCAUAUCGAAGUCCAUUCAACCAGGCUACUUGGACUUCGAUAAUCUGCCUGAGACCAACUUUACAUGCAAUGGCAAAGUUAUCGGUGGAUACUACGCAGACUUAGAGACUUCGUGCCAGAUGUUUCACGUUUGCACGGUUGGCCAACAAGAUGAGCCCAUGGAUAUUAAGUUCCUUUGCCUUAAUGGCACUGUUUUCGAUCAGGAAACACGAGUAUGUGAAAGAGUAGACGAAGUGGAUUGCACAAAAUCUGAAAAAUUCUACAGCUUAAACUUAGAGUUAUACGGCAGUACAGCACCGCCCAUCAUACAGCCAGAUAAGAGUAGCACUCCAAAUAGUCCAACAGAACAAUCACACAGCAUAACUACUAAAACAAAUACGGAGGAUUUAUUAGAUCCUUCCGUAAAUGAAAUGCCUACAACAACAAAUGACAAGAUACAAGCAAUAUCUCCAGAUGUAUUAGAUUCUACGGAAGACCCAAUACAAGAAAUAAAGAAAAAUGACCCGAAAAUAGCCCAAAGCUCAUCGUCACAUCCUUUAAAACAAAAUGCGGAGCGUAACGAAGAAUAUCAAGAUGAAGACGAAGAAACUGAGGAAUACGAAGAGGAUUACUCGAAUCAUUUAACUACAUCGACUGUGCAGACAAUUAUUACAACAACGUCAACAACAACUGUAGAACCAACCUCUAGCACAACGUCAACUGUUACCACCAAUAGACCGUCGGCUAUUCCUCCCCAAAUAUCUUCAACUUCGCCGAUAGCUUCCCCACCUUUACCCAACAUACAUCCUUCAUCAACGCCGUCCGCUCAACCGUUGACUACUAUUGAUCCGUCAUUACUUUCCCCCCAAGAAUUCAUUUAUCGUCAUCGUGGACCAGGUUCUGAGGCUAUUUCCUUUCAGCGUCAGAGUUUUCGUCCCGCUGAUGGAGUUUACAUUACUCACGCGCCACCCCAACAAUUUGACCACUUUCAAUACGAGUCUUCAAGAACUGCACCGCGCCCAGUAAAUCGGCCUACUCCAUUCGUGCAAAGGCCACAACCAUUUCGGGCUACAACUCUUGACCCCCGAGAUCAAAUUCUGCGCCCUGGACCGUCCUCUCAGCCGUCUGAAAGGCAUGAAACGUCCGUUAAGCAUCGUCCACAGCCUUAUCCUUCAGCAUUACCACCGCAACAUGCCUUACCUUUCAACCCUUUUUACUUCGAUCGAAAACGAAGCGAUGAUUUAUCAUCAGAAAAGGAAACACCCCCCAGUGCUCGAUCAGUAGCACCGCCAACUGUAACAGAACGACCUCCAAUCAAACCUAAAAGUCCUCCGCGAGUCAUCGUCACCGCUAGUGCCUCUGUUAGUGACAGCAAUGGAAAAAGAUUGAACUACACUGUUGGAAACGUAGUGAGUGCGGUGAAACCUAUUGUUGCUAUAAAUUACGAUGACUAUAAAGAAUCAGAUCUUAUUUUCGAUCCUUUCUUCCUCGAUGUGCCAAAAUUAAAUAAACGAAGGAAAACGAGGUCUAAUAGCCCUAGAAAAAUAUUCACGGUUCCUGCAACUGCUACUGUACCAACUAGUUUGAUUCCUAAAAAUAGUGUAAAACCAACGCUCUCCCCUGUCACUUCAAGAGCGACAACUAUAAAAAUUUCAUCAACCACGCCUUCGACGACGACCACAACGGCAGCUUGGAAUCCCGAGGACUAUGUCGAUGACAACUACGAGCCCCACGCUUAUAUGCCACCAAUUCCCCCACUCGCAGUUCUCGUAGCCCAAGAACGCGUUAAACAUAGAAAGUUAGAAAUGCAACCGGAUAACGAAUUAAGUAAGACUAAAAUUAAUGUAAUAGAAAUGUCGACAUCAAAUGGUCCAAAGGAACAAUCCUGGCCGACCCCGUCUGCAGUGCAGACGAUCUCUAGUCAAAGUGCGGGUAUGGAGGCGGCGGCUUCUGCCACUGAUGUCACUUCAUCGUCGCCUUUCAGGGCGCCCGCCUGCGCCUUAUCGCGCUCCAAUGACUGUCGGAAUCGUGCC
Molecule: messenger RNA, 2190 nt
Organism: Iphiclides podalirius (scarce swallowtail)
Lineage: Eukaryota; Metazoa; Arthropoda; Insecta; Lepidoptera; Papilionidae
Source: the annotation of a GenBank genome assembly